AUGAGGCUUGUGUUGUUCUUGAUCGCGAUCACAACGAUCAUACCGCACACCAAUGGGCAAUGCAUAUACAUGGUGGAAGUUUCCACUGGCGAUCGCGAAGGCGCGGGCACCGACGCCGACGUCUUCCUCCGCCUGGCCAACUCCGCCGAUCAAUCCCUCAACUUCCAGCUCCAGCGCCCCGGGAACAACUUCGAGCGCAAUGCCGUGGAUCGAUUCGUGGCCACCAACGCUUGCAUCGGCCGGAUCUGCAAGGUGGAGGUGACCCAGAACGGCAAGUACCCGAGCUCCUCGUGGUACGUCAAGGGCCUCAACGUCUCGGUGAGGCAAUCCGGGAGCAACAAGUGCGUGAGCCGCGAGAUCUUCACGAUCGAUCAGUGGGUGCGAGACCCAGUGAUGGAGCGCGCUGGGAAUGGAUUCAAGACCAAGUAUCACUGGAUGCCGGCUUCCAAUUGCGACCAUGGAGCGCUUCCCAAUCCUCGCUGCUAG
Selaginella moellendorffii is the source of this 486-nucleotide messenger RNA. Its product is annotated as lipoxygenase homology domain-containing protein 1. Gene Ontology annotation, molecular function: protein binding. The record is from RefSeq and is a predicted model, not a curated record. The transcript has 2 exons. The coding region runs from base 1 to 486 and encodes 161 amino acids. NCBI's taxonomy places the organism in Eukaryota, Viridiplantae, Streptophyta, Lycopodiopsida, Selaginellales, Selaginellaceae.